UCCGGGAUCCAGAGGACAGAGUUGUAGAAACUCCCAGGCAGUGGGAGACAGCUGGUUGAGUGUCUGGAUUUAAACACAAGAUAAAACACCUUAUUUAAGGACCUUCCUCGUCGAGACACGACGACAGACACGCAGCCGAACGUUUAGUACCCGUGUUUAUUCCCGAGGUGGACCGUGAAGAAGGAGAGGCUGUCGUGGAUGUCAAUGAUUAAGAUCCUGAGUCUGUCUCACGAAGGAUAUCCGUCCCUGCAACCACCCCCGCCAGGUUGGACUGUCCCCGAUAAGCUGAUCACCGCUGCCUUGGAGGUUUUUUGCGACGCUCUGGGAAACCUGACUUUUGUUUGUUUGCGACAACCCAAGAACCGACCUGCCCACGGACGCAGCUAUGCAGCUUGAAAUCCAAGUCGCCCUCAACUUUAUCAUUUCCUAUUUGUACAACAAACUCCCGCGGCGGCGAGUCAACAUCUUCGGGGAGCAGCUUGAGCGGCAGCUGAAGAACAAGUACGAGGGCCACUGGUACCCGGACAAGCCCUUUAAGGGCUCGGGGUACCGCUGCAUCCACGUGGGCGAGAAGGUGGACCCCGUGGUGGAGCAGGCGGCCAAGGAGAGCGGCCUGGACCUGGAGGACGUCCGCAACAACCUGCCCCAGGACCUGAGCGUGUGGAUCGACCCCUUCGAGGUGUCCUACCAGAUCGGGGAGAAGGGCGCCGUGAAGGUGCUCUACGUGGACGACAACGGCGGCGGCGGCGAGAACGGCUCGGAGCUGGACAAGGAGAUCAAGAACAGCUUCAACCCGGAGGCGCAGGUGUUCAUGCCCAUCAGCGACCCGGUGGGUGGCUCGUCAGAGUCCAGCUCCCCCUCGCCGCCCUUCGGCCAGUCGGCGGCCGUCAGCCCCUCCUUCCUGCCGCGCUCCGCCCAGCCGCUCACCUUCACCACCGCCACCUUCGCCGCCACCAAGUUCGGCUCCACCAAGAUGAAGAGCAGCGGCCGCGGGAACAACAACAACAACAACGGUGGGGGCGGCGGGGGAAACAACAACAACAGCAGCGGCGGCGGCGGCAGCAGCGGCGGGGGCAGCAGUAGCAACAAGCCCUCGCCCACCUCCCCCACCAGCCACCUGGGCCUGAAUGUCAACACACUGCUGAAGCAGAAAGCCAUGUCCACCUCCAUGCACUCGCUGUACGGCCUGGGGCUGGGCCCGCAGCAGAAGGCCUCGGCGCUGUCGCCCAACGCUAAGGAGUUUGUGUUCCCCAGCCUGCAGGGCCAGGGCAGCCCCGGGGAGGGUUCCCUGGGCCUGGGCCCCCUGCAGUACGGCACCGCCUUCGACGUGUUCUCGGCCUACGGCGGCCUCAACGACAAGUCGCUCAUGGAUGGCCUCAACUUCAGCCUGAGCAGCAUGCAGUAUUCUAACCAGCAAUUCCAGCCGGUCAUGGCUAACUGAGACGGGGCGCAACGGGCCGUUUAUUUAUGAAUGGGCGGUGGCUCAAGUAGAAGGGAAAAACAAAGCGAAACCUGCACACUUAGAAGUUCAACGACUUGGUACUUUCAAGGAAACAUGAUGUCUAGUUUCAGUGAAGCGCAUGUGCCCAAGGGUGUGCCCAUCGCCGCGCCCCCUUGCGUUUGUUUCUGUUCGAGAGCUUGUCUUACAACAAUGUCCAAGCUUGGUUACUUCAACAUGCAUCGUUGUUUUUCUUUUUUGACUUUUUGCCAACCAAGCACAAAAUAAUUUUUUUACAAUGUCGACAAAAUCGAAAAAACGACUCCAAAAAAGUGGGGAGAAAAAAAAUACAUACGAGCUUCGAGUUUUUGGCCUCUCACAGUAUUUUACAGGCGGUAAGACGAAGCUGAUUUUUAUGAAUUGGCACUACAAAGUGGGGUUACUUGGUCUUUUUCUAAUUGUAUAAUUUAAUUUAGUACAGAGUUUGUAAGAUAUCAGAGUAUAUAUAUUGUUUCUAUGACAUGGUGUUGCAUUUAUAUCUUUUUACUACUCCAGUGAUCUGUGAUGGCUGCAGCAGCUUUUCCUUAUGUUUUUCUUUUUUUAAAAGAUAAUUAUGAAAGAAAUCCAUCUUUAAAAAUACAUAAAAUAUUCUACGGAUUGUGUAUAAAGUAUCCCUUAGUGAUGGACUUCAAGUGUAGGAAUAUUUGCUUUUCCCCCCCGAGAAGAAUUGUAUUUUCUGUUAUGAGGUUAAAUUUUGCUAUACUCUGGACAAAAUGUAAUCGUAUGAAUAUUAAUUUUGUACGUACAUUGUGCAAUACUUGAUAAAAUACGGUAUAACAAAGUAUUUUGAGUCAGUGUCUUACAUGUGAAGAGGGACUGAAAUAGUUUAUAUUGUUAAGUUUGUAUUAAAUGCUUACAAAUGAUAUGCUUGUCUUUAUUUUUUUUAAUUUCAUAUUUGCACCCUGGUCUUUUUAAUAAAAUAAACUACAGUUCUACAUGAUU
Messenger RNA from Gadus morhua (Atlantic cod), 2440 nucleotides. RefSeq names its product protein Tob1. The coding region runs from base 386 to 1441 and encodes 351 amino acids. Gene Ontology annotation, cellular component: nucleus; cytoplasm. Lineage: Eukaryota; Metazoa; Chordata; Actinopteri; Gadiformes; Gadidae. The record is from RefSeq and is a predicted model, not a curated record. The transcript has 2 exons. Gene Ontology annotation, molecular function: transcription corepressor activity. Gene Ontology annotation, biological process: regulation of gene expression.